Molecule: messenger RNA, 1008 nt
Organism: Eutrema salsugineum
Lineage: Eukaryota; Viridiplantae; Streptophyta; Magnoliopsida; Brassicales; Brassicaceae
Exons: 8
Coding region: 1-1008 (335 amino acids)
Source: RefSeq, a predicted model, not a curated record
AUGACUUCCAACAUGAGGUUAGUACAUUUGGCUGACUUAAAGCUAUUCAAGACUGGGUGGAAGGUGCAGGUGAAUGUGCUUCACACUUGGAAGAAAUACCAGACUAAGACUACUGUCAAGAAAAACCUGUUGCAUCGUUUUGAGCGGAUGAUGGUUGUCGGUGAAUGGAAUCUCAUCGAGAACUUUGCAUUGAACCAGGCGUCAGAUGUUAUUGGACGAGUUGAAAGUGUACGUGAACUGAAAACAAUCCCGGUUAUGUACAAGGACACCAGCAAGCUUGAAUUCGACUUGUGUAAUAAAAAUUCUUUCCAAACCUCUAAGGUUCUCAUAGAUCUUAACGAUCCAGAUGUCAUUGACUUCAAAAAUAGUUUACCUGCAAAUGGCGGAAAUAUUACUUUCUUGAGUAGCAAGCCACAUCAAAGGAUUUCUUAUGAUGAUGAGAGUAAUUUUGAUCAGUUUCCAAUGGUGGUUAUUGCUGAACUGAAAGAUUAUCUGGAGGUUGGAAAAUGUAAAAUCAUGUGUACUCUAUACGCGGUUGAUACAGAUUGGUCAUGGUUUUACUUGAAAGAAAAUCUCUACGGUGGUAGUAAUACAUACAAGGUCGGAAAGGUUUGGAAAGGCAAUCAGGUUUUGACUACCACCUUUGAUGAGGUGAAUGAAUCUGAAGAUGAGGGUGAUCAGAGUUUACUCAUAUCUGGCAAUCAGGCAUCACUGAUGAACACACAUAGCCAAGAGUCUUUGGAUGAUGUUUUUGGCAAUAUCAAAAAUCCUUUAUUAAAGCGUGAGCGAGAUAAUCCUAAAGAUUCAAUCGACUCAUCCUUGUCGUCUAAGAAGUCAUUUAAUAGUGUGAGUAGUGUGGAAACGACAUAUGCGAAUGAAGUAAUUGAUGAGAAUACACUGAAGAGUGAUGAUGUUUUAGUGAACGUUCUUCUUACAAGUGAAUCCAAUGAAGGUGUUGCAAAGGGACGAACUAGAGGACGUGGUGGUGGUAAAGCUGUUGGCAAAUAG